AUGAAAUUUGAAGUAAUAAAUGAAGAUAGUUUAUAUCAAUGUAAUGAAAUUGAUAAUAAUAGUCACAUUGUUAUUAAAGGUAUUAGAAAAAAAUGGGAGGAAAUUAAAUUAGAUUAUCAGUUAUGGGAUUUUAAUUUAAUAACAACUGUUGAUGAAUCAGCCAAACUUAAACUUAAUGCACGACGUAAAAACAGUGAUGAUGAUCGUAUAACAAUUAUAACAUUUACUAAUAUAGCAAAAAUGUUUUUUUCUAAUCAAAAAAUGAAAGAUAUUGAUACGAAAAAUAUUACUUUUACCGAUGGUACAACAGCAUUUGGUUCCACAUUUCAAUUAGUUAUAAAACAAUAG
Molecule: messenger RNA, 348 nt
Organism: Didymodactylos carnosus
Lineage: Eukaryota; Metazoa; Rotifera; Eurotatoria; Philodinida; Philodinidae
Source: the annotation of a GenBank genome assembly